UUUCUGGUUAGGACCUUUACCAUCAUUGACACAAAAAAAAAAAAAGGAAAAAAAAAAGUGUGUAAAAUUACUGUUGUUAUACACACAAUAUGUGGUACAUAUAACGACGACUCUGGGCGGAUUUCUCCUUGGCGGGAUUGUUUCUCUUCCCCGAAACAGAAAAUGGGGCAGUUCCAGCUACUCCUCACACCGCUCAGACCUCAUACUUCAUUCAAACUCAUGCCCAUGGCCAUGCCUCAGCCUCUUUCUCAACCUCCCUUCAAUUCCCUUCCAAAACUUCCCUCCUUUUCUCGAACCCACACCGGAUUCAGUUUUCCCCUACUUUCUCUCUCCUCUCCAUCUCGACUCGUCUGCAAAACGAACGGUUCAGAUAUGAUAUCACAGCUUGAACUUGGGAAGUCGGAAGAGAAGCGGAAACCGGAGAAACGUGUGAAUGGAAUUUUCUGGAUCCUACUCCUUAAUCUCGGAAUUUACGCGGCAGAUCACCUGUUUCAGGUUCGGGGGAUCAAAGCAUUGUAUUUGUAUCACAAUUGGCCCGCUUGGUAUCAGUUUGUGACAGCAACUUUCUGUCAUGCUAAUUGGAACCAUCUCUCUAGCAACCUUUUUUUCUUGUAUAUUUUUGGAAAGCUUGUUGAAGAGGAGGAAGGAAACUUUGCAUUGUGGCUUUCUUAUAUCCUAACAGGUGCUGGAGCAAACCUUGUUUCUUGGCUGGUUCUCCCAAGAAAUGCAGUUUCUGUUGGAGCCUCUGGUGCUGUAUUUGGACUUUUUGCAGUUAGUGUCCUUGUGAAGAUGUCUUGGGACUGGAGAAAGAUCCUUGAAGUACUUAUACUGGGUCAAUUUGUCAUAGAGAAGGUGAUGGAAGCAGCUCAGGCUUCAACAGGGUUGUCAGGCAGUUUCCGUGGAGGCGCCUUCCAGAAUGUCAAUCACAUAGCACAUCUAUCUGGUGCUCUUAUUGGUGUAGCUUUAAUAUGGCUUCUGAGCAGAGUUCCUUCUCAGCCUCCAGACCAAAAUGUAUAGACUGUACGGAAUAAAACAGAUAGAAUUUGAUAAUUGAAUGUAACUUUGUAUUAUUUUUAUACGGAUAAUUGCAGAAGGAAAUUUGUCACGUAGUUUUUUGUUGUUAUUAUCCAUAACAAUGUUGCAUUCUUCCA
Cornus florida is the source of this 1151-nucleotide messenger RNA. RefSeq names its product rhomboid-like protein 11, chloroplastic. Gene Ontology annotation, molecular function: serine-type endopeptidase activity. The transcript has 7 exons. Lineage: Eukaryota; Viridiplantae; Streptophyta; Magnoliopsida; Cornales; Cornaceae. The record is from RefSeq and is a predicted model, not a curated record. The annotation marks the transcript as partial. Gene Ontology annotation, cellular component: membrane.